CGAUUGUUUUUGUCUUACUGUGUUGUUUUCAUUUAUGCUGUUUUUUCUAUUAUUAUUUAGUAGUGAAGAUGAUGUUCAAUUGCAUAUUCUUCAAAUGAGUUCUGGUUGUUGUUUUGAGUACACGUUUUUAUUUGGGAAAAUUACGCUCUAUGUCUACUGGGAGAAAAUAUUUACACACUUUAGCCCAUAUUUUGGGUUUGUUACCCAGUUUAGCCCAUAUUUGUGUAUAGACACCUUUAAUACACUAUAAUAAACUUUUAUACAAGGUUAAUACAUUUUGUAUAAUGCUUUCCCCGAGGUAUAAUGCUGUAUAAUAUUGUAUAAACUGAAAAUAUGUUUACGUGGCGUAAUAUUUUAUGUUGGGUUGUAUAUUUUUGAAAAUUUCCCUUUUUAUUUGGACGAGAAAUCCAAUUUUUCAUUUUCUGGGUUUCAAUUUUUGUUCACAUUUGGAUUAAAUUUAGGUUCUUCAUUUAAUUUUGGAAGUGCACCAGAGACUGAGAAUUUUGAAUUUAAAUUUUUUUUAUCAUCUGUAGUUGAAUGGAUGCUUAGAUUUCAAAAUCGUCGUUUUAGUUUGACUUAUUUAGGUUUCAACUUGGGGAUAUUCUGGGAUUCAGUAUUAACUUCAAGUGAAUCCAAAAACACGUACUGGAUCUGGUUUGCGAUUUAGCAGUGGAUGAAUAAGUGUUUCGCGUAUUUAUUAUCUUCUUCGCAUUAGUCAUACGUUGCAAAUAGUUAUACCUCUUCUUUGUAGAUUGUGUUGGGUCAAGAAAAUAUAUCCGACCAAUAGCUGUAAAAACACUCUACUUUUGAAGGUGCUCUAUUUCUCCAUAUCAAUUUCCAUUGCCAUACUUAUGGUCUGUUUUUGGGACUAAACUUUAUACUCGGACUUCACUGAGAAAAGGCUACCCUUAGUUCCUUCCAUACUACCCUAUUCUGUGUUAAUUAUUGACCUUAGAAGCUACUCACUCCGUCCCAAUUUAUGUGACACCCUAUCCUUUUCAGUCAGUCCCAAAAAGAAUGACACCUUUCUAUAUUUAGUAACAAUGUAACUUUAGAAUACCCGUUUUACCCUUAAUGAGAUGAUUUAACCACACAAGUAUCUAUAUUAUAUUAUUUUGUUUUAGAUCCCAAGUUUCAAAAGUCUUCCAUUGUUUCUUAAAUUUUGUGCUCAGUCAAACACUUUCGCAUAAAUUCGGAUGGAGGGAGUAUCUGUUAUCUACACAUAGCUGCUCAUAUCCUCCAUUUCCCAAUUACUUCGCCUUCUUCCCCAAUCAUUGCACGUUCUUGUUAGGGAAAUAUUUCAUCCUUGACUAGACCAGUAAUCUUCAACUGCGGCAUUGUGAUUAUUUACUAUGCUGAAAGUGGCGGGGAACUGAUCUCUGAGAGGUGUCAAGGUUGAUGUUUAACUGGGACAAGCAAUAAUAGGCUAAAUGGUCAUUAGCUCAAAUCAGCUUUUCAGGUUAUAGUCAAUCCAGUCAACAAUUGAAGUGAUGCCUGCUAUGAAGACUGCUGUUCAUGGUGGGAUUGGGCACGUAUUCAGCAAACUAACAAAGGAGAUUGGUGAUCCUGUUGAUUUUGAACUUCCAGAGUGGUUAAAUAAAUGGCAAUCAAUGCCCUAUACCUUUAUAAAGCGCAAUAUAUACCUCACUAAGAAGGUAAAGCGACGUUUGGAAGAUGAUGGUAUAUUUUGUUCCUGCAGCUCAACGCCAGAAACUUCUACUGUGUGUGGCAAGGAUUGUCUCUGUGGCCUGCUGAUGUCUAGCUGCUCCUCGGGUUGUAAAUGUGGGAUUUCUUGUCUGAAUAAGCCAUUCCAUCAACGUCCUGUGAAGAAGAUGAAAUUAGUGAAGACUGAGAAAUGUGGCUCUGGGAUUGUGGCAGAUGAAGAUAUCGAGCGAGGAGACUUUGUUAUAGAGUAUGUGGGAGAAGUUAUUGAUGACAAAACAUGUGAAGAGAGGCUUUGGAAAAUGAAGCACAGUGGGGAAACAAACUUUUACUUGUGUGAAAUCAAUCGGGAUAUGGUGAUUGAUGCCACUUACAAGGGCAAUAAAUCCAGAUACAUUAAUCAUAGUUGUUGUCCAAAUACUGAGAUGCAGAAAUGGACGAUUGAUGGUGAAACAAGAAUUGGCAUAUUUGCGGCACGAGACAUUAAAAGGGGCGAGCAUCUGACCUACGAUUACAAGUUUGUUCAAUUUGGUGCAGAUCAAGAUUGCCACUGCGGUGCUGUAGGAUGUAGGAGAAAGCUGGGCGUUAAACCUAACAAGCCAAAACUCCCUGCUUCAAAUGCUGCGUUAAAGCUAGUGGCAUGUCAGGUGGCUGCCACCUCUCCCAAAUUGAAAGCGCUUCUAUCUACGCAUCAUGUUUUACAAGCUGGAGUUCCUCCAAUAGGUUAUCAUUCUGACAUAAAAAUAAGGCGACCUCGUAAUUGCAUUGGUCAAGUUAUAAGAAUAAUCCGCUCUCUUGACACAAGGUCCUUUGGAAUUGUAAAACAGUUUGAUGCCAUCACCAAAAAACAUUUGAUCAUGUUUGAAGAUGGCUAUGUUGAGUACCUUGACCUGUCAAAAGAAGAUUGGGAAUUCUGUUAACUUUCUUGUGUAAUCAGGUAUUAGCAGUCAGGAUAGGAGAUGGACAUGAUUCAACCUCUGUAAGGAUAAAGGAUAUGUGAUUAUGUCCAGAUCCAAAACAUUGAAAAAGCAUUUAUGUUGUACCAAAUGUAUAAGUUUCAUUGUACAACUUUCUAUUAAUAAACCUGCAAUUUUUGAUGAAUUUUUUCCAAUGUAAGCGUUAAACUAAAGAUAGGAAACAUUCUUUACAAUGUAAGCAUAGCAAAUGCACCUAUAGUUGACCUUGUAUCAUAAACAAUUCUUUGUGUUGUCUCA
Messenger RNA from Lycium ferocissimum, 2876 nucleotides. RefSeq names its product histone-lysine N-methyltransferase ASHH3-like. Lineage: Eukaryota; Viridiplantae; Streptophyta; Magnoliopsida; Solanales; Solanaceae. The transcript is spliced from 15 exons. Gene Ontology annotation, molecular function: protein binding; histone H3K36 methyltransferase activity. Gene Ontology annotation, cellular component: nucleus; chromatin. The coding region runs from base 1491 to 2582 and encodes 363 amino acids. Gene Ontology annotation, biological process: regulation of DNA-templated transcription. The record is from RefSeq and is a predicted model, not a curated record.